Exophiala aquamarina CBS 119918 is the source of this 312-nucleotide messenger RNA. RefSeq lists its product as uncharacterized. Gene Ontology annotation, cellular component: mitochondrion; mitochondrial inner membrane. Lineage: Eukaryota; Fungi; Ascomycota; Eurotiomycetes; Chaetothyriales; Herpotrichiellaceae. Gene Ontology annotation, biological process: mitochondrial respiratory chain complex IV assembly. The record is from RefSeq and is a predicted model, not a curated record. The transcript is spliced from 2 exons. The coding region runs from base 1 to 312 and encodes 103 amino acids.
AUGGUGCUCAACUAUAUCCGGCGCACCCUGCACGGGUCGAACCUCGAGAUCUUCAAAUUCGGGCUCUACCUCUCCUUCCCAAUCGGCUACAUGUAUUACUUUGGCACGAACCUAGAGAACCGCUUCUCCGUCCCCGGGUUCUGGCCAACCCAGGAACAGGGCCACAAGAUCCCCUACGAGCGGGACGAGAUCAAGGCCGAGGUGGAGCGGAUCCAACGGACUAUACAGAACAGAGAGAUCGCUAGGCGGCGGCAGGCGGAGAACGCGUUCGACGAAGUGAGGUCGAAGCUGCGCGAGGAGAAAGGCGAGUGA